AUGUCUACCCAUGUGGUUCAAACGAGACAACGCAUGAAUUUUCGAUUACUACAACUUGCAGCAAUCUCCUCCACCGCAUGGGGACCUAAAAGAGAUACCCUACGCGUCUUCUACCUGACACUAGUUCAAGCCCAGGCGCUCUACGGUUUUGAGGUCUGGUAUUGGGAUGCGGCCCCCACAUCACGCAAACUCCUAGAUGCAGGAGAAAACAAAGCUUGCCGAACCAUAGCAGGUAUCCCAUAUGGGUGUCGCUCCGCCGACGCAUUACGUGAAUCCCGUCUUCUCCCAUUAGAGAUGACGGCCAUGAUUCGGAGCCUCAAAUAUUUAAUGCGAUGCCAAACACGAGGUGGAUCCCUCAAAGAAAGCGCAGAACAAGUCUAUCACGAAACCCAUCCAGUACGAGAAUUUUAUGAA
Molecule: messenger RNA, 414 nt
Organism: Trypanosoma theileri
Lineage: Eukaryota; Euglenozoa; Kinetoplastea; Trypanosomatida; Trypanosomatidae
Product: Tbingi protein
Exons: 1
Source: RefSeq, a predicted model, not a curated record